AGAGAGGUUUGUUUCUUGUGCAGACAUUACAGAAAUACUUAGAUUUGUGUGUCUGCUUAUCAUUCUUCUGGUUUGUAUCUCUGGCAAGCAGUAGCUGCUUCACUUCAUGAAUAGUGUACUGCAUCAUGAAACUGGAGGUCCCAGAAAGUUUUGAAGAUGUUGCUGUUGAAUUUUCAAGGGAGGAGUGGGAGAUGCUGAGUGAAAAGGAGAAGAAGCUACACCAGGAAGUGAUGGUGCAGAACUUCGAUCACAUGAUAGAUGUUGGGUAUAAUAUCCCAGUGGACCACCUUUGGUCAUUUAUUUUCAAAGACAAGAUGCUUCCAUCUGAUAUUGGUGACAGAAGAAGGAAUUUGCAGCAAAAUCAGCUUCCUGGUAACAGAAUUAGCAACAACAGGGAUGCAGAUUUCUCUGAGAUCCAGAGUCUUCAGUCAUCCCACAAGAAAACCCAGGGUGCUGAAUUUAACAAAACUCUCUCAGGUAAGAUGUCAAUCACAAGGGAAAACGCAGUGCAUUCUGAAACCAGACAUAACUGCAAGGAAAGUGAUGAUGGAUUUAUAAAACUAAACAAACUAGAAACGCAUCUAAAAACUCCCAUGGAAAUGACAUGUAGUCAGCUUAAUCACAACAGUGUAACAUUCAAUAUUAAUGAUUUAACUGAUCAAUUAAAUCACAGUGGGAAAAGACAAAAUAAUACAAUGGCAUUACAUGAGCAGAUAUGCAAUAAAGAGAAGCUUUACAAAUGUGUCACAUGUGGCAAGAGUUUUAAAAGUAGAAAGACUAUAAAAGUACAUAUGAUAAUUCAUACAGGUCAGAAGCACUACAAAUGUACCAUGUGUGACAAGAGGUUUACACAGAGGAGUAAUAUGAUAGCUCAUCAAAGUACCCACAGUGGACAGAAGCCCUAUAAAUGCAGUGUGUGUGACAAGAGGUUUGCGUGGAAAGGACUAUGGUACUUCAUCAGCAUAUCCACAUGGGAACACAAACCUUAUAAAUGCAGCAUGUGUGACAAGAGUUUUGUAGAGAAGAGUAAUAUGAUAUCUCAUCAAAGGACACACAGUGGACAGAAGCCCUACAAAUGCAGUGUGUGUGACAAGAAUUUUACACAGAGGAGUAAUAUGAUAUCUCAUCAAAGUGGCCACCAUGGACAGAAGCCCCACCAAUGCAGUGUAUGUGACAAGAGGUUUACAAGAAAAAGGACUAUGGUACUUCAUCAGCAUAUCCACACAGGACACAGACCAUACCAAUGCACCAUGUGUGACAAGAGUUUUGCACAGAGGAGUAUUAUGAUAGCUCAUCAAAGGACCCACAGUGGACAGAAGCCCUACAAAUGCAGUGUGUGCAACAAGAGAUUUACACAGAGGAGUAAUAUGAUAUGUCAUCAGAGUACCCACAGUGGACAGAAGCCCUACCAAUGCAGUGUAUGUGGCAAGAGAUUUACACAGAGGAGUAAUAUGAUAUCUCAUCAAAGUACCCACAGUGGACAGAAGCCCUACCAAUGCAAUGUGUGUGAAAAGAGGUUUGCGUGGAAAAGGGCUAUGGUACUUCAUCAAUAUAUCCACACAGGACACAAACCCUACAAAUGCACCAUGUGUGACAAGAGUUUUGUACAGAAGAGUAUUAUGAUAUUUCAUCAAAGGACCCACAGUGGACAGAAGCCCCACAAAUGCAGUGUAUGUGACAAGAGGUUUACAAGGAGGAGUAAUAUGAUAUCUCAUCAAAGUACUCACAGUGGACAGAAGCCCUACCAAUGCAGUGUGUGCGAUAAGAAGUUUGCAUGGAAAAGGACUAUGGUACUUCAUCAACAUAGCCACACAGGACACAAACCUUACAAAUGCACCAUUUGUGAUAAGAGUUUUGCACAGAAGAGUCAGAUGGUACGUCAUCAGAGUACCCACACAGGACAGAAAAAAUACAAAUGUGCCAAAUGUGGUAAGAGUUUUAAGCAGAAGGGCAGUAUGUAUAGGCAUCAGAAUACGCACACGGGGCAGAAACCCUAUAAGUGCACCAUGUGUGACAAGACUUUUACACGGAAGGAUCACAUGGUAAACACCAACAUAUACACACUAGAGAGAAUCCCUAUAAAUGCACCAUUUAUGAAAAGAGUUUUGUACAGAAGAAUCAGAUGAUAAGUCAUCAAAGUAACCACAUGGGGCAGAAAAACUACAAAUGUGCCACAUGUGGUAAGAGUUUUAGGCACAAGAGUAGUAUGUAUAGGCAUCGGAAUAUACACAUGGGGCAGAAACCCUAUAAGUGCACCAUGUGUGAGAAAACUUUUACACUGAAAGGUAACAUGGUAAAACAUCAACAUAUACACACUGGAGAGAACUUUCUAUAGAAUGCCCUGAGGAAAUGGAAAACUAAGGAUGUACCGUCACUAUGGAAGAACAGGAGUUAAGAGAAGAGUUGCUUGAUUUAAUAGAGAAAGAUAUAUAUAUAUAUAUAUAUAUCAAGAUCAAUGAGAGAAAUAGACUGCAGAAGGUUAAUAAAACCCCAAAAAUCAGAAGCUUGAUAACACAAAUGAACCCAGUAAUUAGGGCUGUCCAUAGAGACCCAUGCAAUGUAACAGAAGUAAGCAGGAUAUAUUA
Molecule: messenger RNA, 2585 nt
Organism: Protopterus annectens (West African lungfish)
Lineage: Eukaryota; Metazoa; Chordata; Ceratodontiformes; Protopteridae
Product: zinc finger protein 883-like
Exons: 4
Coding region: 126-2126 (666 amino acids)
Biological process (GO): negative regulation of transcription by RNA polymerase II
Molecular function (GO): DNA-binding transcription repressor activity, RNA polymerase II-specific
Source: RefSeq, a predicted model, not a curated record